AUGAGCUGCGGCCCAGAGUCCCCACGGCUGGCGGCUGCCGUCGCGUCCCAGUUUGUGACGCUCACCAGCGCCAGCCUGGGCAGCCGGCGGGGCGGCAAGGAGGCCCGCACCGGCCAGCAGCCCGGCGGCGAGGCGGCACCGGCGGAACCCUUGGCGGCGGCGGCGGCGGCGCCCGCGCCAGCCUCCCCUCGGCGCUCCCCUGAUGGCCUGGACAUGGCGUGCCUCAACGGCGUCAGGGCCCUGUCCUGCCUGGCCGUGCCCGUGUACCACUCUUGGCGUGUGUGGAGCCUGCUGGAAAGCUACGAAUCCGUUGUGGUGCCCCUGACGGAGCGCAGCUGGAUGCUCAAGUGCGCUGCAGCGGCCCCUCACUAUGCACGCUAUGCCUGGCUGCCUGCCUCCUGGCUGGUCUCCACCGCCGGUAAUUACAGCGUGGAUGUGUUCCUGGUGCUGACCGCCAUGCUGGCAGCCCACCACCUCAUCCCGCUGCUGGAGCGACCCGACACCACCGACGGCGCCACCACCACCACCACCGGCGCCGCCAACACCGGCGGCGGCGGCAGCAGCCUGCGCCGCGUGGCGGGCUACUGGUCCCGCCGCGCCCGCCGCAUCCUGCCCGCCUACCUGCUGACCAAUCUGCUGAUGCUGGCGGUGGGGCUGGUGCCCAAGGAGGGGCUGCCUCCAGACGUGCGCGUCGUGCGCAACUUCAUGUUUGGCUCCUGCCCCCGCGGCGUCCUGUCCCACCUCCUCUUCAUCUCCAACUUCCGUCUGGUGGCCCCCGGCCGCGUGCUGCCAGAGGACUGCGGGCGGCAGCUGUGGAGCCUGGCGGUGCAAGCGCAAUUCUAUCUUGCCUUCCCGCUGCUGCUCUGCGCGCUGCGGCCGCGCGCCCGGGGCUUCCGCGCCCGCGUGGCGGCCGCGCUGGCGGCCGCCGCGGCCGCCAGCGUCGCCUGGCGCUGCUGGGCGGUGGCGGUGGCGCCGCCCUCCCUGCACCUGCCUUUCGGCGACCUGGCCUUGCCCGAGGAGGCGGCAGCCUUUGCCUCUGUCACCUAUGCCACCUACUUUCCAACCCAGGCCCGCACCGCUGAGCUGGCGCUGGGCGCGCUGCUGGGCCUGGCGCUGCGCACGCCGGGCGCGCUGCGCUGGCUGGGGACCAGGCGCGUCCUGGUGGGAGCUGUGGCCCUGGCGCUGCAGGCCGCCUGCACGUACCUGGCGCUGGGGUGGAGCGCGUGGGGGGGGCUGCCCGGCACCCAGGCCUGGCACCCCGCCACCACCCGCGUGUUUCUGGCCCUCUUCCAGUGGGGCUCUCCCUUUGUGGCGGCCGCCAUCUGCGCCACCCUGCUGGCGCUCAUGCUGCGGUCCGACCCGGUGCACGCCGCAAUGACGGCCGCCCUGGGCAGCGCGCCGCUCAAGCACCUGGCCGACCUCUCGUACAGCAUCUAUCUCCUGCACGAGCUGGCGCGGUACUGGAUCGUGCUGUACGUGCUGCCCCCGGGCCUGCUGCCCGCCCUCACCGCCGCCGCCCCGCUGGCCGCCUUUGUGUUCCAAGCCGGCUUCACGCUGGCGGGCGCCUACCUGGGCGCUCUGCUCAUGUACGGCCUCGUGGAGCGCCGCUUCUGA
This is a messenger RNA of Chlorella variabilis, 1614 nucleotides long. RefSeq lists its product as hypothetical. Gene Ontology annotation, cellular component: membrane. The transcript has 4 exons. Bases 1 to 1614 code for a protein of 537 amino acids. The record is from RefSeq and is a predicted model, not a curated record. Gene Ontology annotation, molecular function: acyltransferase activity, transferring groups other than amino-acyl groups. Gene Ontology annotation, biological process: lipopolysaccharide biosynthetic process. Lineage: Eukaryota; Viridiplantae; Chlorophyta; Trebouxiophyceae; Chlorellales; Chlorellaceae.